AUGAAGGCAGCUAUAGUUUUGGCACUGAUUGGUUCCGUUUUGGCGGCUCCGCCCAUCAGGCAGAUGCAGAGACCUGACCACGAUCAGUACUCACACAUAUUUGCGCAAGUGCGACCGGCGGGUCAGAAGCCUCAGAACAUGGAGUUGCAGUUUCAGUCGCAGGGAGAGGUUACCGCACAGCAGAAGCUGCAAGUCGAGGAGAAUCACCAGGUUCAACUGGUGGAUGUGCAAAUGAGGCCCGUGGAGCAGAAGCCCCAGCAUGUGGUUGAGGUUGAGAUCAAGCAGCAGCACCCCAACUCUUCUCCCAAUCAUCUGGUGGAGCUGGAGGUCAAGCCCGUGGAGCACAAGCCCCAGCAUGUGGUGGAGGUUGAGAUUAAGCAGCAGCACCCCAACUCUUCUCCCAAUCAUCUGGUGGAACUGGAAGUCAAGCCCGUGGAGCAAAAGCCUCAUUCCGUUGAGCUGGAGAUCAAGCAGCAGCGCCCCGAACAGCAGAGGCCUCAGCAUGUCGAGUUUGAGAUCAAGCAGCACCAGGAAGACUCUGCCCAAGGACACCUGGUUUCUCUGGGAGCCAAGCCCGUGGAGCAGAAGCCACAGCAUCUUGAGUUCGACAUGGCUGUCCAGGAGCCGGUGGACCUACCCCAGCAUCUCGAGCUGGAGAUCAACCAGAAUAAUAAGCUCACGAUGUCCGGCCCCCAAAACCAACACCUGAACCUCAGCCAGCGCCAAUAGAAAGUGGCUGCGAAACACAAAACUAUAUCCGUAUGGGAAU
Drosophila serrata is the source of this 769-nucleotide messenger RNA. RefSeq lists its product as uncharacterized. The record is from RefSeq and is a predicted model, not a curated record. Lineage: Eukaryota; Metazoa; Arthropoda; Insecta; Diptera; Drosophilidae.